AUGUUUUCCAAACAAUCACAGGUCGUCGAUGGCCAGAUUUGUGGUCGCUUUGUGGAGACUGUGGCCAAGGCUGCUGUUUCCUGGCAUCACAAGGGCGGAUCAACACCGGGAUUUGGGCCGCUGGAGCUUGAGAUGAAACUGAUCAGUGCGGUCGCUAUUCAAAUCCUUGCCAUAGCUUUGCGCGAAGCUUCCAAGCCUUGUGGCGUUAAUCCUAUCUCCCCACCGAUUGAGAUCAUCUGCAAUUGUACUGGACAGGAAGUUGGAAAGCCUGACAUUGAUUGGAAGGGCACUCUGAUUCUGGUUAUCUGUACUUCAUUUGCAGCAGGUGUAGGCUUGACAGCUGGCGAUAUGCAGAUAGACACAACUCGAGCAGACGUCGCGGGGGAGGAGUGCUUGAAAUCCCUGAUGCCAGGUAGGCGCAUUCUCCUCUGGUACACAGACGAUAAUGUCUGGCACGAGGCGAUGGUUGGUGUGGUAGCCACAGAUCGAUUGGCAGUGAUAUACACUCCAGACUCUGAUCUGUAUCUGGAGGACCUGACUUAUGGAUCUAGGUAUGGCCCAGCGAAGGUGAAGUCACUGAAUGCCAACCUCUCUCUGCCUAGAAACCUCAGAGCUCGUGCAUAUCGUUUCCGAGAGAAGUUGACGGAUGAUAUCAUCAAGGACGUCAUCAAAAGGUCAAUGGAGCUGGCUGAGAAGGAGGGACAUAUGCCCGCACGCCCAGUGAAGUUUGUUGAUGCAGCUGGCAAUGAGAGAUCACUGGAUGGAUUUCUUGGUGAUGCGGCACGUGGUGCCGAAGAGCGGCAUGGCGCUGAUGCUGGUGGGGGCACUCCAAAGAAUGCCAGGGUUGUCAGAGCCGCUGUUGGCGACAGUGUAUGGGUGGCAGCAGAACCCCUUGGAGGGCUCGUUUUGGGCCAAGAGGUGUCGCUGAAUGAGGAGACCGACGUCCAAUGUGGGGAUAGAUGCGCCCUUGCCUACCGCCAGGGUGAGUAUGUCAAGGCUGAGAUGGUUAGACUCAGCGAGGUAGUUGACUAUGCAGCUCGGCGACGUGCUCUUUUCACUGGCCCUGCUCGAGGCGAACCUGGCAGCGUGCAUGAAGCAGACAAGGCAAAUGAGGAUGGUGGGUCAGAUGUCAGGACCCUUUGGGUUGACUAUGAUGAACACGGCGAACGUUUCAAGAGAUGGAGAGACGUCGUCAAAGAGUCGCAUGUUCCCAGCUUCGAGGAGAAGCCACUGGAAGGGCCUGCUACAGCCCUGCACUUGAUCAAGCAUUCUGAGAAACAUGGAGGAGAUCCGCGUCUUUGGCUGCAGUUGUGGGCUCGGGCAAAGCACAUUGAACCAAGUGACCGAGUCCAUCACGAGUUGAAGGUGCUGACUGAUUGCCUGUUCUUUGCAGGAACGUUCGACCAGAUCAACAUCCCGGCGCUUGUCAGCAUGGAAGUUGUCUGCCGGCGCAUUCAGGCGAUCGUAGAUGCCUACAGCCAUCCGUCCAAGCCAUCAUGGGAAAAUGCCAAGAUCUUCACAGGCAUGGGAAGCCCGGAAGACAUUGUGUCUCCAACGUUCCGCACUUAUGCUGCCAAGAAGAACAAGGACGAGCUUGAGCUCUUGCAGGCUCGUCAGAAGGUGCGUGAGCUGCGUGGUGGACAUGGUGGAGAAGAUGCGGACGCCCCAAAGCGAAAGCCAAAACGGGGGCCAAAGGAGGAGGGGGGCAGGGCGAUCCAUGAUGAGCAUGGAGGAGGUGUGAUGAAGGCUGGCAUGGAGCAGCCUGGACCCGCUGCGAAACCUAGCGGUGGUGAAAGAAGCCUGUUUCCUCUGCCAUUUUUUGCAUGCCCAGCCAAGAAAUUUGGCUGCUCACGCCCUGUCAAGCAGCGGCGUGACAGAAUUCGUCGAGCUGUCGAAAACUGCAAUGAAGCUAUCUUUGGUCUCAACUGGCUUUCUGGUCAUCGGGACUGCAUUCCGGAUGGCAUUUUGGUUGACGGUCUUCAGCAGCAGGUGAUGGCACGUGUGGAUGGUUUGGUUCAAUGCCAAAAGCCCAGUGGUGCCAUUGACCGCCCUGAGGCAGCACUGAGGUCGCUGCUCAAGGGAGCCUCCCCGUAUGACUUGGGGAUCUCCAACGAGACACUCGCGCCCUACCAGUAUGACCUUGUGAGCGUCCCUCAGGAUAUCAAAGGAUGUCCUGACCUUGUGGAUGUCCUUGACGCUCAUGACCGAUCUUUUCUGGAGCAGGAGAGAGAGCUGAUGAUGAAAUCCGCCAGUGAGGUGGAGAGUUCGAAGCUAGUUCCAUACUGGGACCCUGUUUUGAAGCAUAACAAGCGUGCUUACUACAGGUUGGUGCGGCGAUUGCAGCAGAUUGGGUACUUCACCUACACCCUGGACCCUAAGUGUAAGGUUGGUGUGUUUUUUGUCUGGAAGUCCUCACGGACUAGGCUGAGGAUGAUCACCGAUGCCCGCAGUGCCAACAGGCUCUUCAAGGAGCCCCCUGGCGUCAGCUUGAUGACUGGUGAAGGACUGGGAAGAAUUGAAGUGGCAUGCGGGGAGACCGUCUUCUCUGAUCCGGACGCCAUAGACGCACUUAGCAUAUACAUUGGGUUAUCUGAUGUCCGAGACUGCUUUCAUAGAAUGCGGGUGCCACAGUGGUUGGCAAAAUACUUUGCCUGGGAGCCGGUGCCAGCCUACUUGCUGGGCUUGGAGGGCGCAGUGUUAGAAGGGGUGACCUUGGGAAGAUAUGAUAUGGUUUGGCCAUGUGCUGGCUCUCUUUGUCAAGGUUUUUCUUGGUCGCUUUUCUUUGCUCAACGUGCCAAUGAACACCAAGCUUCACUGACAGGGCCACUGCGUGGUGCCCAUCUUGCAAAUGACCGAGGUGGGCCUGUGGUGCUGAAUGUUGGUAAGAUAGGGACGGAUGACAGAUAUUUCUACGUGUAUGUGGAUAAUCUGGGUGUUAUAGGUUCAGACAAGGAAAUGGUAGAUCUGGCCAUGAGUGAGUUGCAGGAUGCUUUCAAUGGACAAGGUUUGGAGCUGCAUGGAAGUGAGGUUACCAAGGACUAUGUGGAAGCCUUGGGAUGUGUUUUGGAAGGGAAGGAGAUGCGCAGUCGCUGCAAUCCUCGCCGUCUGUGGCGAAUCCAUCAUGGGAUCAGGGGACUGCUGCGGCGUGGCAAAUGUUCUGGUAAGGUGUUGGAGAUCAUCAUUGGUCAUUGCACCUUCCUGGGGUUGAUCUGCAGACCCAUCCUUUCCAUUUUUCAUGCGGUGUAUCCUUUCAUGCGAAAGCAUUAUACAGAGGUUGCAUGCCUUUGGAAAACCGUGCGUGAAGAGCUUCAGGCGUUCAUGGGGGUUUCAUUUUUGCUGGUUCAAGACUGGUGGAGGCCCUGGAAUCCCAUGGUGACAUCAAGUGACAGCUCACUAGUGGGCUAUGGCAUUUGCAAGAGCUGGUGGCCUAGGCAACUCGUUGCUGAGGUGGGCCGAAUCCAAGAGAGAAGCCGGUUUAAGAGAUGUGACCGUCACUCUGCCAGAGAGAGCGCACUCACAGCUGCUGGUUUCCACUUACACAAUAAUGCCUGGACUUUGAUGGAUGGAAAAACUUUAUUGGCGCUAGCUGAUGAGGGUUGGGAAGUUUCAAGUGAGUUUCCUGAGGUUCCGUCUGGAAGUCUUAAACGGCAUUUGUGGAGUCCUGUUUCUUGGGGAAAGUGGAAACAUGAUGAGAACAUUGGCGUGUUAGAAGCUCGAACUGUUUAUAAAGCUGUGAAACGUUUGUGUAUGACUAGGUAUGGACAUGAUAUCAGACAUGUGCAUCUGUGUGACAACCUUGGGGUCGUUUUGAGUGUUGAACGUUGUAGAUCGAAGAAUUUUAAGAUCCUAAAGGUUGUACGUUGUAUAGCUGCUUUUUGUCUGGCAAGAAACGUUCACUUGAGCGUCCGAUGGAUACCUAGUGAACUGAAUGUUUCGGAUGAGCCCUCUAGAGUGCAUGACAAUGCUGAUUCCAAGCUGUUGGUUGAUUUGGUUCGCGCUGAUGAUUUUGAGUCUUUUUCACCUCAAGCCUCCCGCGCACAAACUGCUCAUGCCAACACGCAGACGCAAGCUGGUUGCAACACAGCCAACCGCAGCAGCACCCAAGCAUGCAAAGCAGCCAGCGAGCAGAAGCCGGCAGUUGACUCUGGCAUCAGAGACAAAACCAGUCGAGAGGAGGACGGCGGGAAGAACCAGGGACGCCUGAAGGACACCAAAGUGACUGGUUUUUGUCUUCCAAAGACAGACUUAGAGUUGGACAGCAUCGUCAGGAAAAGACAGCGGCUCGAGGAGGAGGAAGAGACAGACAGUGGGAGCACUUCAUCAGAAAUGAGGGAAGAAGGAAAAGGAAAGAGAGAUCGCAUUUUGCGAAAACGGCCAAGAAAGCAACUGCAGCAGAGAGUGGAUCAGCUGAUGCAGCAGACCUUGCCCGGGAAGUCGCUGUUGGAGACAGCAGCCGUGUCUUCCAGGGCCAGGGAGCAAUACAACAUCCGCUGGCAAGAGCUGCAGAAACUGGCGUCGGCAAAGAGAGUCAGCUUCGCCUCUGCCGAAGCCGUGGAUCAGAUGCUUGUGGAGCUCUUCAACCAGAAGUUCAUUCAGGGGGAGGGAGCUCACUACGGCGACUACGUUCUGGCUGCCUUGAUGGACCAGAGACCAGAAUACGGUCGUCUAGGCAGCCAGAAGAUACCCAGAAGCUGGAGAGCAAUGAAAGGUUGGAGAAAGUUGUGCCCAUCUCGCUCGAGGCUUGCUUACCCUUUGGCUGUUUGGUGCGGCCUGAGCUGGCGGAUGGUGGUGCAUGGCCAUGUUUCCAAGGCCUUGUUCAACCUGCUCCAGGUCUCAACUUACCAUCGACCUGGGUCACUACUCAGAUUGAGGAAGAUGGGGCUGGUAAGGCCCACAGCUGGGGUGACUGGCACUUGGUCAAUGGUGACCAGCUUGAGCGAGACAACAGAGACUUCGAAGGUGGGGGCACAAGACGAAAGCAUCUUGCUGGACUCGGAGUGGCUUCAAUUUGCGCAUCCAAUGUAUCAAGUUCUCAGCCGAGGAAAGCCGAUGGACUAUGUCUGGGACUUCACCUACCCGGAGUAUCUCAAGAUCUUCAAUCAGUGUGCUGCCGAGCUGAGGGUUCCGGUAGUGCCGUAUCAAGCCCGACAUUCGGGCCCAAGCAUCGACAGGGCAACAAAGUUCAGAGAUCUGGAAGAGGUCAGAAAGCGAGGGCAGUGGCUCACGCGGCAGAGUGUGAUGAGAUACGAGAAGGCAGGAAGAUUGGCUGCAACGUGGCAGAAGCUGAGUCCCUCAACACAAGCUGCGUGCAAGAGCGCGGAGCGGUACAUCGAGGACAUUAUGCUAGGCCACGACUUUCCAACUGGUGGAGUAGCUCGAGCUGCUCGCGCUCUUGGUUUUAGCACGCGUGAAUGGGAGCUACUUCAGGGAGAGAAUCACGAUUUAACGAAACCUGCAGUUCAAAGCAAGAUCAAAACUGACAUUCAAAGAGGUUUGGUUCUUGCUGCGAUGUUGGCUCCACCUUGUUCUUCUUUUUCACAAGCGCGUGAUCGAACUAGAGUGAUCCGAACUCGUGAUUGUCCCUGGGGUUUACCAAAUCUCCCUUUGCAUGAAGUUCAUAAGUUGGAGGUCGGCAAUGCAUGUUUUAGGGCUGCGAUCAAGAUCAUUAAGUGGUUGGACAAACAUGGCAUUCCUUGGAUCUUGGAAAACCCUUCUACCAGUAAGGCUUGGUUUUUACCACCUCUUGUACAACUUGAACAGGCAAAUCACACGCAGAGCAUUGUGACCGACUUCUGUCAAUUUGGCACCAGGUGGAGGAAGCGCACCAAACUAUUGGUAGGUAACAUGGAUCCGGACGACAUUGCGAGGUGCUGCAGACUAUGUCAUGGUCCCCCAGGUGGUUGCUCACGUACUCACAAAAAGCACUUUCAACUCACUGGUAGCGCUCGCAAUGGCGUCCCCUGGACUCGAAUAGCCCAACCGUAUCCACCACAACUAUGUCAUCACUUGGCCUAUUCUUUGCUAUGUCGAUACAUGAUGCCGACUACAACUUAG
Messenger RNA from Cladocopium goreaui, 6054 nucleotides. Lineage: Eukaryota; Dinophyceae; Suessiales; Symbiodiniaceae. The record is from the annotation of a GenBank genome assembly.